Molecule: messenger RNA, 1648 nt
Organism: Solanum pennellii
Lineage: Eukaryota; Viridiplantae; Streptophyta; Magnoliopsida; Solanales; Solanaceae
Product: tafazzin
Exons: 7
Coding region: 149-1525 (458 amino acids)
Biological process (GO): phospholipid metabolic process
Source: RefSeq, a predicted model, not a curated record
UAUAGGAAAAAAAUAAAAAACAAAAAAUAAAAAUCGAAACCCUUGAGCUUUUUUUCUCCUCUCACUAUUCUCGCGCUUCGCUUACGAUCAUCUUCACCACAAUAUAGGAGUAUUAUUUAUGUAUAACAAUUGCAAGAGUUGAUUGAGAAUGGUUUCAGGGAGGUGGAUAGAAACUGGAGCGGAUCUAUGGAAAGAUAGGGCACGAUCGCUGCAGCUUCGUCUUAGAGACCGUCUUAGAGUCGCCGUCGAUCAUCAUCGUCGCCGUCCGAAGAUCUAUGAUGGUUACUUAUCAUCUACCGUCGAACGAUGGCUCCAACGGUUCAGCGAUUUCCGUAGAGAUACUCUGCCUUCUUCUUCCACUUUCUACCGUAAGAAAGUUAGCAAGGAUAUUGAUCCAGAAGCAGAUUCAGUCCUGACUCGCAUGCUGCAGGCUGUGGCUGUUCCUGUGCUUGGAAAUGUUUGUCAUGUGUUUAUGCAUGGCCUCAAUCGUGUUCAGAUAUAUGGUGCAGAAAAAUUACAUCAGGUGCUGGAAAAUCGAAUGGAGAAUAAACCACUUAUUACAGUGAGCAAUCAUGUUGCUGCUAUGGAUGACCCACUAGUUAUUGCUGCAUUACUUCCUCCCAGUGUUAUUUUGGAUGCACAAAAUUUGAGAUGGACACUUUGUGCAACUGAUCGAUGUUUCCGCAAUCCUGUUACAUCUGCCUUCUUCAAACAUGUCAAAGUUCUUCCUGUGUCCCGUGGGGACGGUAUUUAUCAGAAGGGGAUGGACAUGGCUAUUUCAAAAUUGAACCGUGGUGGAUGGGUGCACAUAUUUCCAGAAGGUAGUCGCUCUCGUGAUGGUGGCAAAACAAUGGGUUCUAUUAAAAGAGGCAUCGGAAGAUUGAUCCUGGAUGCCGACAAUUUGCCAAUAGUCAUCCCUUUUGUGCAUACUGGAAUGCAGGACAUCAUGCCUGUAGGAGCCAAGCUUCCCAGGAUUGGAAAGACGGUGACUGUUCUUGUUGGUGAUCCCAUCAAGUUUGAUGACUUGCUUGCUGCUGGCGAAAAGGAUAAUAUUCCAAGAGGAAAAUUAUAUGAUGCUGUGUCAACAAGAAUUGGUGAUCGAUUACAUAUGCUCAAGGCCCAGGUGGAGAGACUAGCUGUCCAGGAAGCACUACAAUCACAACACUACCAUGAUUAUGUUGCUGAACAAGCUGCUGGGAUUGUGCAGCACGUUGACUGGGAAGCUCUAGGCAUGGACAAUUACAUGAGCAUUGGGGAGGAUCAUGCCUCUCCUCCAAGGCAAGAACCUAGUAGUGAACAGCCAUUAGUUGAGAAGCAGAUGGAAGAAAAUAGUCAGGAUAGAUACUUUCGGUUGGGCUUUUCCAGGGAAAGUGGAAUUGUAUCGAGGAUUAGAGAUUACAUGGGUUCAACUGAAUUGAUGCUAUUCUCUGCUCGAUGUUUAGUUGCUAAUAGUAGGGUAAAAGAAAAUUUUGAGAAUGAUAGCUCCAUUGGAGGCUUGGAACAACUGUUGGAUGCCCUUGUAUGAGAGUCAGAUUUUACUUCAAUUGUAGAGUUUUACUGGUUUAUAUUUAAUACCACUAUAACUCGUUAAAACGUACUAGAAGAAUAAAUUUAAUACUAGUGUAUCAAGUUGAAAUAUCUUGUCGCA